GAAAUUCAACUUGGCAGCGAACGGUUUGUUUUUGGUGGUCGAACCUAAAAUCGCUGCUCGCUCGCGUCGAUCUGCCCGCAAACGCCAGUCGAGAUACAAGAUACAACGCGACGCGCAACGCACACACAUGUAUACAUAAAGAAACUAAUCGACAAAAAAACAAAAAAAAAAAAGCAUGCUGACUGAGUCGAGCCGCAAUUGAUUAACAUCUGGAUCUGGAUUUUUUAUAUAUAUUUUUUUUGCUGUUACAUGUGUAGCUGUAUUUAAAUUAAACAACAAACAAAAUCAUCAAAUACAAGAUACAUGCUGCAAAGUGAAAAGUUAUGCUGCCGGCGUCGCUGUCGCAGUCGCUGCCGAAGCGAGCAGUGAAUUUGUGCCGCCUAACAAAAAAUAUGUUGCUAGAGUUGUCGCCGCGUUUUAUGUAAGCCGAAGAAGAUCUGAAGGCAAAACCGAAAAGCCCCUCCCCCGCCCCCUCCGACUGCCCACGCAUAUCGCGUGUACAGGUGCUUGGCCUAUGCAACAUAAUAACAAAUACAGUUGAAAAGUAAUAAGUAAUAUAAACCAAAAGCAGUCACUGCAUUAAUUGUGAGCCGUCGCUGUCGCCGCCGUCGUCGACGCAGCCAUUGCAGCGAGUGGAGUAUGUACUAAUUAUUACUCUCGUGCACGAAACGCUCAUUUACACGCCUCAGUCGCAGUCUCAGACAGCGCAUACAAACGCAUAGACGGACACAGACACACACAGAUAGAAAACCAAACUACACAUACAUACAUACUAUACACACAUACACAACACAACACUCACACAACGACUCUGACACUGAGGCUGACGCUCGGCGAGACAUUUUUUUUGUGUACAUUUUUGUAUGUUUUCUUCAUGUUGAUGUUGUUGUUGUUCUUUGCAACAAAGUUUUACGUUUACGUUUUUUGCCUGUUUAUCUGUACAUAUAUGUAUGUUAACUGCCUUGUGUGUGUGUGUGUUUAUUUUGUAUUUGUUAAUGUACCAAAUAAACUAAUAACAUAAUAAAACAAAACAAAAAUUACAAAAACGCAGCAGCAGCAGCAAUAUGCUGCCAACAACAAUAAAAACAAUCAGCAGCCGCAACAGCAGAGCAUUCGCAGUCGCCGUCACAGCAGUAACAUCAAACAACAGAACGUCGCUGCCGUCGUCGUCGUCGCUGCUGCCGUCGCCGUUGACGUCGCCGCAUGCAUACUAUUAAUUUAUUAUACAAAUUGUUUUUAUUUUAAAUAAUGGAUCGUCGUGCAUUGAAGUUUAUGCAAAAAAGAGCGGACACUGAAAGCGAUACAACAUUAACCACAAACACAUUGACAUCAUCGGCAUCAACAACUGCAACAUUAGCAGCAGCAGCAGCAACAGUAACAGCAGCUACAACAACAACAACAACAACAGCAGCAGCAGCAGCAGUAACAACAGCGCAACCUUUGAAAGAUAACUCGAAUAUAAGAAGCAGCAGCAGCAGCAAUAACAAUAACAACAACAACGGCGAUAAGUUGCAAGCAGCAACACAACAGCUGCAGCAGCAGCAACACAAGCAACAACAACAACAGCAGCAGCAGCAGCAACAUAUUGCUGGUGUAGAGCGGCCUUUAAAGUGCCUGGAGACGCUUGCGCAGAAAGCAGGCAUCACAUUUGACGAGAAGUACGAUUUUGCAAGUCCGCCGCAUCCGGGCAUAGGCGCAACCACGCCCACCCACAACAACAACAACAACAACAACAAUACUAAUAAUAAUAAUAAUAAUAAUACAAAUAAUAACAACAACAAUCAGUUGAAUAAUAACAAAAUUAAAGGCGGCACGCCCACAUCGAUUGCCAGCACGCCGCCCUCAUCGCGUCGCCAACUAACAACACCAACAACAACAACUCCAGCAGCAACAUCAACAGCAACAACUCCAGCAACCACAGCUGCAACUGUUGCACGCUCGCGCAGCGUGUCACGUUCCAGAUCACGUUCGAGCACGCCCACCUCCCACGCCAACGCCCACGCCCACGCUCACGCACGCCAGAUCGUCACGCUGGAGAAAUCACAGAGCCCCGCCCAACAGGUGGCAUCCGCUGCGGCGGUGCCACUACAAAUCUCACCGGAGCAACUGCAGCAAUUCUAUGCCAGUGGCCCCUAUGCCGCCAUCCAGGUGAAACAGGAGUUUCCCACACACAAUGCUGGCAAUAAUAAUGCUGGCAAUGAACUGAAGCAUGCCACAAGUCUGUUGGAUGCUAGUCAAACCACACAGUUGCAACAGAUGCAGUUGCAGCAGCUGACUGGUGGCGAUGUUGCUGCGGCUGCAGCGGCUGCUGCUGCGGCGGCGGGUGCUGCAAGUCCGGCAAAUGCGCAACAAAACGCACUGCAGCAGCAACAACAACAGCAGCAGCAACAACAACAGCAACAGGCACAACAGCAGCAGCAACAGCAACAGCACUCGACAGCAAUUAGCACAAUGUCACCAAUGCAACUGGCGGCAACAGGAGGCGUGCCCGGAGAUUGGGCAAAUGGUAGGACGGUGCAACUGAUGCAGCCAUCGAGCUUCAUCUAUCCACAGAUGAUUGUGUCGGGGAAUCUGUUGAAUACGGGAUUGGGACAGCAGCCGAUUCAAGUGAUUGCUGCCAGCAAACAUUUUCAGGGAAGUGCGCCACAAAUGAUCACGACAACAACACAGAAUGCCAAGCAAAUGAUUGGCGGUCAGGCGGGAUUUGCAAGUGGCACGUAUGCGAUACCAUCGAGUCAAUCUCCGCAGACGUUGCUCAUUUCACCGGUGAAUGUGAUUUCGCAUUCGCCGCAGCAACAGAGCUUGUUGCAAUCGAUGGCUGCCGCUGCUGCCCAGCAGCAACAACAGCAGCAUCAGCAGCAGCAACAACAGCAACAGCAGCAGCAACAGCAACAACAGCUCACACAACAGCAACAGCAAUUGACGGCUGCAGCAGCACAACAAGCAGCCGCAUUAGCUGUCAGUGCGGCAGCUGCCUCAAAAGUGGGCGAUGGCCAGGGCAAGUUGCAACAAAAGGUGGUCCAAAAGGUCACAACCACAACGAAUACGGUGCAAGCGGCAACCGGUGGUGCUGCCGGUGGUGUUGUCACCCAGCAGCAGCAGCAGCAGCAACAACAAACGACAACACAACAAUGCGUCCAAGUGUCGCAAUCAACGUUGCCCGGUGUGAGUGCCGCACAAGCGGCACAGCUCAUCAAUCCCCUACAGAAUGCAGCUGCCGGUCAGCCACAACAGAUGCAAAUCUCGCCAUGGUUCUGGCCAAAUGGCCUCCAACCCUUUGGCACAAAUCCCAUCAUACUGCGUGGACAACCCGAUGGCACCUCCGGCAUGUUCAUCCAACAACCUGCCACACAUCAGGCCCUACAGACACAACAGAAUCAGAUCAUUCAGUGCAAUGUGACGCAGACACCGACAAAGACGCGUGCCCAACUGGACGCAUUGGCGCCGAAGCAGCAGCAACAACAGCAGCAGCAGCAACAGGCGAAUGCACAACAGCAGCAGCAGCAGCAACAGCAACAACAGCAGCAGCAACAACUUGCCACACAGCAGCAGGCGGUGGCUGUGGCAACAGCACAGUUGCAGCAGCAACAACUGACGGCUGCAGCGGCGGCCUUGCAACGUGCUGGCGGUUCCAUAUUGCCACAUAAUGGGUCACAAGUGAGACCAGCAAGUUCGGUGUCAACGCAGACGGCACAAAAUCAAAGUCUGUUGAAGGCAAAGAUGCGAACGAAACAACAACCUGUGCGUCCGGCGUUGCCCACGUUGAAGACGGAGAAUGGCCAGGUUGCGGGCAAGGCGGGGCAGGUGAACAGCAAUGCAACAAAUGCGCUGACUCAACAUCUUGCCGUGCAGCAGCAGCAACAGCAGGCGGCGAGUCUCCAUCAGGUGGUAACCACCGCAGGCAACAAAAUGGUUGUAAUGAGCACGUCGGGCACGCCGAUAACGUUGCAGAAUGGACAGACAUUGCAGGCGGGUGGCGUGGACAAGCAGCAGCAACAGCAGCAGCAACAACAACAGCAGCAACAGCAGCAGCAGCAACAGUUGCAGCUGAUGAAGAAUCAACAAUUGUUCCAGCAGCAAAUCAUGCAGCAUCAGUUGGCAAUGCAGCUGCAGCAGCAGCAACAGCAGCAGGUCCAACAGCAACAGCAACAGGUGCAGCAGCAGCAACAGCAAGCACAACAGCAGCAGCAACAGCCGCAGCAACAACAGACGUUGACAAAUGCAACAACUCAACAGAUAUUGCAAGUGGCGCCGAAUACGUUUAUUGCCUCGCAGCAGCAACAACAACAGCAACAGCAGUUGCACAAUCAGUUGCUGCAGCAUCAAUUGCAGCAGGUGCAACAGGCACAGCAACAACAACAGCAGCAACAGCAGCAGGUGGCACAGCAGCAACAACAGCAACGUGAACAGCAGCAAAAUAUAAUACAACAAAUUGUGGUGCAACAACAGACGGCAACACAGCAGCAACACCAGCAGCAGCAACAGCAACAGCAGCAACAACAACAGGCGCAGCAACAACAGUUGCAGCUAAGCAGCGUGCCCUUCUCUGUAUCGUCAACAACAACACCCGCUGGCAUUGCCACAUCGAGUGCGUUGCAAGCAGCACUUUCGGCCUCCGGUGCGGUCUUUCAAACAACGACUAAAACGAGCAACUCGAUGCCCAGCAGCAGCGUUGUGACCAUCAGCAAUCAAAGCACUGGACCGCUUGUAACAAGCAGCACAGUGGCAAGCUUGCAGCAGCAGGCACAGCAAUUGCAACAGCAGCAACAACACCAGCAACAACUCAUAUCGGCAAGCAUUGCAGCGGCUACGCAACAACAACAGCAGCAGCAGCAGCAACAACAGCAGCAACAACAGCAGCAGCAACAGCAGCAACAACAGCAGCAGCAGCAACAACAGCAACAACAACUGACUGCCGCGUCGCCAACACAGAAUCCCAUUUUGGCAAUGACAUCGAUGAUGAAUGCCACUGUCGGUCUGCCAACAACAACACCGCCUGUGAGCAGCGCUGUUGCUAGCACGGCGCUUGUGACGCUCAGCAACAGCAUGAGUUCGCUGCCUGCCACGCCCACAAAGGCAACAACCAUGACAACAGCGAGCAUGCAGGAGACACCCAAGACACACUUGCAACAACAGCAGCAGCAACAGCAUCAACAACAACAACAGCAACAGCAGACGGCAUCUCUGGUGCCCAUUGAAUCGCCAUUGCAGGCAGCAACAGCAGCAGCAGCUGCCGCGGCAGCAGCAACAUUGCUUGAGUCGAGCAAAGCCAGUGCGGAGGCAAGCAGCUCAACGGCGACAACAACAACGGAAACCACAUUGUUAAAUGGCGAUGCAAGCGAAGCGACGCCCACCAAGCCAACAACAACAACAGCAGCAGCAACAACCCCAACGUCAGCAACAGUUGCUGCUGCCGUGCAGUUGCCCACAGUAAAGCAAAGCAAUGCCGUGUUGCCCAGCAGCAGCAGCAACGAGAACAGCAAUGUUAAGAGCAACAGCAUAAGCGGCAGCAGCAACACUGUAACUGUAUCGAGUUCAGCGGCAACAAACGGUAUUGCCAGCAACGCGAUGCGUGCCAGCAGCAGCAGCAAUUGCAGCACAAGCAACACAAUUACCACCACCAGCAGUAGCAUUAGCACAACGGCAACCACCAAUAGCAGCAGCAACAACAAUAAUAAUAAUAAUAACAGCAGCAGCAAUAGCAAUGGCAAAGAUCUGCCCAAGGCAAUGAUUAAGCCAAAUGUGUUGACGCAUGUCAUUGACGGUUUUAUAAUACAAGAAGCCAACGAACCAUUUCCGGUGACCCGACAACGCUACACGGACAAAGAUGGCAACGAUGAGCCGCCAAAGAAAAAGGCAGCGAUGCAGGAGGAACUCAAGCCGAUUGCAACAACAACCGGCUGCAUAACACCAACGACACCAACAAUUGCUGCUGCUGGCGGUAAUAUUGUAGGCGUCGGCACCUUGGCCGCCGAUAUGGUGGCAUGUGAGCAAUGUGGCAAGCCGGAGCAUAGAGCAAAGUUGAAGCGGAAACGUUAUUGUUCGCCGGGUUGUGCGCGUUUGGCCAAAAGUGCUGCCAACAACAAUGGCAGCGGUAUUGGCAUGGUUGCCGCUGAUGCCAUGGCCUUGGCUGACAAACUGGAUGAAUCUUUGGCCGAGGAGAAGAUGCAAACGGAUGCAAUGACGCCAGAGCCAGCGAUGAUAAUGAAUGAAUUGACAGCGUCAACGCCAGUAGCAACAGCAACACCAACACCUGCAACACCCGUAGCAGCAGCAGCAGCAGCUGUUGUUGCCGCAGCAAGCAUUGCACCAGCAGCUGCAGCAAUUGCUACACCAAUGCCCAGCAGCAGCAACAGCAUUGCGGAUCGUCCAAUCUGCAACUGGAGUGUCGAGGAAGUCAGCGAGUUUAUCAAGAAUUUGCCAGGUUGUCAGGAUUAUGUGGAUGACUUUGUGCAGCAGGAAAUUGAUGGACAGGCGUUGUUGUUGCUCAAGGAGAAUCAUUUGGUGCAUGCCAUGGGCAUGAAACUCGGCCCGGCGCUCAAGAUUGUGGCCAAAGUGGAUUCGAUGAAGGAGGUGAAUGCAGCUGCCGCUAACGAUGCUGCCAAAGAGGCGGGUGUCACGCAAUAGUGCAGCAUGCAACCGGCAGCAGCAGAAAACAAACAACACUGCCCCGAGCGAGACGGCGACACAGUCAGCAGCAACAGUUGCAGCAGCAGUGGCAGUCUGCUUUCCCCAUCAUACUCAAUAACGCCACCACUUUAUUCUCCUGUGUUGCGCGCAAUGUAAUCCCAACUCCACAGCUGGAAACUGGUCUAACCAAGCCAACGUUGAGCUGGGAAUGUGAUUGACAGCAGCACAAAAUACAAAGAAAGUAACUUCCUUUCCCAUCCUGAAACCUUCCUCGAAGAUAACAUUCCUCUCCCCAUCACAACUCUUCUCCUCAACUGACCAAGCGAAUUGUAGAACUCUGUAUGUAAUUUUAAAACUUAAGCUUAAAACUUCUAAGGCCACUUGUAUGAUAAUGAUUUCAACUAAUGACUAAAGUCUCCCUGUCCCUAACGACACCCUAAUCUAACCCCUUAUCCGUAUAGUAUAUAUAAUAUAUAUAACUAUAAUCCAUAGCUCCAUCAAUUGUACAAUUUAUCACGUAAUUCUUAGACGAUUUCAUCUAAUAUAUAAUUAUAGAUUAACAUACUUAAGUGUUUUCUCUAAGAUCGGCUCGAAAAAAAGAAAUCCUUGUGGAGCAUAACUUAAACUUAAAACGUUAAACUUAAAAAAAUAACUGCAAAAAACGAAAAAAAUAACUUGUACUAAAAAAUACUAUUUGAAAUACUAUAAAAAUAAGUCAAAUUUUGCGAAUAAGUCCAAACUGAUUUGAACAUAAAACUAAAAGAAAGAAAAACAUAGAAAAGAUGAAGAAAUAAAAUUAAACAAAGUAUUUAAAGAAGCAUCAUCAGCAAUACGCAAAAAUCGUAAUACAAGUUUAAAUUUAGUUAAAAGUUCAUAAGUACAUAUAUAUAUAUAGUAUAUUUAUAGUUGCAUUAUUAUUACUAUUAUUAUACAUCUUUAUAACAAUUAUAUAUAUUAUAUAUAAUUAUUAUUUUUUUUUUUAGUAACAUUAAUGUGUAAUUUAUAUGAAUAAACACACGAAUCGGUUAUUAAACCGACAUUUAUGCUAUAGAGAGAGUUAAACCAGGUUAAUCUGUCGAACCAACAACUGAAACUAAGCUUACAAAACUAAAACAUACAAUCUAACAUCUAAUUGUAACAUUUUGCAUCAAUGAAAACAAACAAAAGAAAAACAAUACA
Molecule: messenger RNA, 7809 nt
Organism: Drosophila innubila
Lineage: Eukaryota; Metazoa; Arthropoda; Insecta; Diptera; Drosophilidae
Product: polyhomeotic-proximal chromatin protein
Exons: 5
Coding region: 1249-6627 (1792 amino acids)
Cellular component (GO): nucleus
Molecular function (GO): zinc ion binding; protein binding
Source: RefSeq, a predicted model, not a curated record